Fusarium coffeatum is the source of this 279-nucleotide messenger RNA. RefSeq lists its product as uncharacterized. The transcript has a single exon. NCBI's taxonomy places the organism in Eukaryota, Fungi, Ascomycota, Sordariomycetes, Hypocreales, Nectriaceae. The record is from RefSeq and is a predicted model, not a curated record. Bases 1 to 279 code for a protein of 92 amino acids.
AUGGGCGCCAACCUCUCCUCCACAUUUGUCCCAGACCUCUCGGGCGUUGUCAUCAGCCCCGAAGACAGACAGGCGGACAUGUUUCUCGGCAUCUUCUGGGCUGCAUCUCUCUACGCCUGCGCCAUGAUCUUCAGCACCUGCGCCCUUAUCGAUCGCUGGAAGGGCCCUUACGACCGUGUGCGUACGACGGGAGGGUCUGUACUUGGAGCGCUGUUAUUAUCCACGGCUUGGCCUGUUGUCAUGGCGUAUCUCAUCUUCUCUCCCGCCGAUGUCGAUUGA